CGUCGGCAGCGGAAUGCAGCCUUUGCGGUGGGCACCCGUGGUGGAAAACCCCUCGAAUGAUCCUGGACAGAGCCGCUUCCUCGCUCGGGACCCACUGAGCAUUCUUGAGGAGGGGACUUUUAAGAGCGUGCCGACUGUGCUCGGGGUCAACUCCCGCGAGGGUCUGCUGUGGCUCACGGGGAAGGCCCCCAGGACGGUGGCGCGGCUGUUGCAGCGCUUCGACCUCGACUUCAGCCUCGUCGUCCGCGACCUGCCCUUCGUGUGGCGCCGGGGCCGCGAGCCAAGCGCCGCCCAGGUCCAUCGCGCCGCCCUCCUCAUUCGCGGCUUCUUCUUCGGCAGGCAGAGGAUCGCCAUGAGGACGCUGCCGACGUUCCUCGAUGUAAGUGAUGGAGCACUCGGGCUGCCUAAGCUGACUCCCUUCCCUUCCCUCCCAUCAUGCUCCCCUUCCUCCAGCUUUACUCCGACAUCAUUUUCAACAUCGGCGUGCGCGAGGCCACCACCCUCCACUUGCGUUGGUCCUCUACUCCCCUCUACCUGUACCGCUUUUCCUUCGAUGGCCGGCUGGGAUUCCUCAAACGAUUGAUUGGUACAUCUAC
Messenger RNA from Frankliniella occidentalis (western flower thrips), 596 nucleotides. RefSeq lists its product as uncharacterized. The record is from RefSeq and is a predicted model, not a curated record. The transcript is spliced from 2 exons. The coding region runs from base 14 to 583 and encodes 189 amino acids. Lineage: Eukaryota; Metazoa; Arthropoda; Insecta; Thysanoptera; Thripidae.